UUUUUCUUUUAGAAUAAUUAGGCAAUUUUUUAUGGAAUGUUGAAUACAACAUGGACAAAAAGCAAAUUUGUACAAUUUUCUUACUCCAGUUCAAGCUAGGCCGAAAAGCUGCUGAUACAGCUCGCAAUAUCAAUGAUGUGUUUGGCCCAGGAACCACUAAUGAACAUACUGCACAAUGGUGGUUCAAGAAAUUUUGUAGCGGUGACGAGGGUCUUGAAGAUGAUAAGCGUACUGGUCAGCCAUCGGAUAUUGACAAUGAUGAACUAAGAGCCUUAGUGGAAGCCAAUCCACGCACAACUGUUCGAGAGCUUGCUUCUGAAUUGGAUGUAACGUAUACGACAAUUUCCAACCACUUGAAAGAGAUUGGAAAAACAAAAAUACUUGAGAAAUGGGUGCCACAUGAAUUGAACGACAACCAAAAAAAUAACCGCCAUUUUGAAGUGUUGCCUUCCCUUAUUUUACGCAAUAAGAAUGACUCAUUUCUCGACCAGAUUGUGGCUUGCAAUAAAAAGUGGAUUCUUUAUGACAACCAGAAACGCUCAGCUCAGUGGUUGGAUGCCGAUGAAGCUCCACAGCACUUCCCGAAACCAAAGUUACACCAAAAGAAGGUCAUGGUGACUGUUCGGUGAUCUGCGGCUGGUCUCAUCCAUCACAGCUUUUUGGAACCAAGCGAAACCAUUACAGCAGAGAAGUACUGUCAACAAAUGGAUGGAAUGCAUAAGAAACUCUGACAAUAACAGUCAGCAUUGGUCAAUAGAAAAGGACCAAUUCUUCUCCACGGCAAUGCUCGUCUGUAUGUCGCACAACUGACCCUGCAGAAGUUGAAUGAAUUGGGCUAUAAAACUUUAUCUCAUCAGCCAUACUCACCAGACCUCUCACCUUCUGACUACCUCUUUUUCAAGCAUCCCGACAACUUCCUGCAUGAGAAAUGCUUCAAAAACCAAGACAAUGCCAAACAUGCCUACAACAACUUCAUUGCCACCAG
Molecule: messenger RNA, 985 nt
Organism: Octopus sinensis (East Asian common octopus)
Lineage: Eukaryota; Metazoa; Mollusca; Cephalopoda; Octopoda; Octopodidae
Product: histone-lysine N-methyltransferase SETMAR-like
Exons: 1
Coding region: 51-629 (192 amino acids)
Molecular function (GO): nucleic acid binding
Source: RefSeq, a predicted model, not a curated record